AUGCCCUCUCCUCCCCCGCCAUUUCAUUUGUUACGCUCUCAUCACUCCCCAAUCUCUUCAGUCCACUUCAACCCUUCGAACACCCUCUUAUACUCGGGCGAUCAAGAUGGGUAUAUAAGCAUACUAGAUCUGAAAGUAAGAAGAGUGGUAGGGUAUUGGAAAGCUCAUGAAGGAGGUAUAUUGGGAUUGGAAGAAUGGCAAGGUGGAUUGAUAAGUCAUGGGAGAGAUAAUAUCAUCCAUUUUCAUCAAACUCUCAAGAAACCAUAUAUCUCCUUCGGUAUAGGUAAUACCCAGAAGAAGGGUCUGGAGGUGGUUAAGAGUUUGCCGACGAAUACAUCGAAUUUCUGCAGAUUCUCUUUAUUACCUUUAUCACCGUCCACUGUGGACAAUCAUGAUGAAGUGAAUCCAAAAGGCAAAGGCAAAGAGACAGAAGCGUUGAUGGCUGUACCUAGUUUACUGGAUUCUGAGCUUGUCGAUAUAUUUCAUCUUCCAUCAAUGAGGCGUAUACACGCUUCAGUGAAUUACCUUCCAAAAGUUACACCCCUGUCGGAUGAUACAGUAGUACCCGAUCAGGCUCGUUCGGGUCUGGUCAUGUCAAUUCAUCUUCGACUUAACCCUGCAACUUCCCAAGUCACCUUGAGUAUAGGUUACGAAGAUGGUCGAGUCGAACUAUUCAUAUCUUCGACCCAAUCGAUAGAUGUUGUAUUCGAUGCUAGGAUGUCACAAACACCUGAUGAUAAUCCGUGGAAGAUGGUUUGGAGAGGAAAGGGUCAUAAUGAGGCGGUUAUGGGCAUGGACGUGGAUAGAUUUGGAAGGUAUGGGUGGACAGUCUCGGCAGAUCAUAGAUUGGUAAGAUAUGAUUUCGGAAAGGUCAUACAGGAUAAGCUGGAUCUAGACGAUCAAAGUAUAAUGAAAGAAUAUGGAAUGAAGUCGAUCGGUAAUUCCUCUGUAGCUGUUAAUGCAAGUGGCAAGGUAGUAGCUGUGGGAGGAUGGGAUGGGAAGAUCCGCUUGUUUUCCGCAGAAUCAUUCAAACCGCUCGGUUCACUCUCAUCUCAUCGCGAAACAGUACAUACUUUGUCUUUUGCAAAUCCUGUCAAUCACACUCAGAGGGUACAAGACACAGAAGACCAAUCUACUAUAGAUAUAGAGGAGGAUGAUGAUAGUGAUGAUGAAGAUGAAGAAGAUACUGACACAAUACCUAAAGAAAGAUGGUUGGCGAGUGGAGGUAAAGAUACGAAAGUGGCUUUGUGGGGAUUGAUGGAUUUUGAGAAGGGUUUGAAGGAUGAUUGA
Molecule: messenger RNA, 1290 nt
Organism: Kwoniella mangroviensis CBS 8507
Lineage: Eukaryota; Fungi; Basidiomycota; Tremellomycetes; Tremellales; Cryptococcaceae
Exons: 6
Coding region: 1-1290 (429 amino acids)
Molecular function (GO): protein binding
Source: RefSeq, a predicted model, not a curated record